GUGCAGACGGCAAGCCUGCAGGUGCAUUCCACGUUCAUGACAAUGGAGGCCGUCCCUUCAAGGUGGAAGUGCAGUGGCCGGGUCCAACGGCCGAGGUCCAGGUCUUCAAGAGUCUCCAGUAUGAUGGUGAUGUCCUGCCAAGCUAUGAAGACAGGGCCUGUGUCUCCUUUUCUGCCGAGAGGGUCUUGGUCGGACGAUGCCCCAAGCAUGGUGCCAUCUUUGAUGGGAACUCGGUGUUGCUGCACGUGGGGGGUCUGAAGUAUGUGUUUAUUGGAGUGGUCGUGUUCGCCUUUACGGCGAAAUCGCGCAUAACGGCGUAUGUCUCACGUGUGGGCAACAACGAUGUACCUUACCCUUGGGCGAUUGAUGAGCAGGGAUGGCGCUACUUGAUGAUCGAAUCAGUCGUUCUGAGCAGCAAGCUGUUUGAGAGCGACGCUGAUCCCUACGACCUUUACUAUGACCGGGGCCUGAUCACGGCACAAACACACACUGUGCCACCCCAGGAGCCCAAGAUGCAGUUCCAAGGAAUCGUAGAGUUCUGGAUCGGAGAGAACCAGCGCGGGCUUAGAUAUCAGACACGCCCAGAAGUUGACUUCGAGUGUCGGGCUGGGCAGGGAGAGUUCUUUGUGGUGAAAGGUGAUCCUGCUGCCAAGAUUAAGCUCUCCAAGGACGACUACGUGAAGUUAAUGCACGACUUUGCAGAUGAGAUGGGCUUUGAGCCUCUCAGUGUAGAGACCUUGCUUGAGCGGCACAUCUGA
Molecule: messenger RNA, 758 nt
Organism: Symbiodinium necroappetens
Lineage: Eukaryota; Dinophyceae; Suessiales; Symbiodiniaceae
Source: the annotation of a GenBank genome assembly